Cyclopterus lumpus (lumpfish) is the source of this 4167-nucleotide messenger RNA. It is a transcript of the gene prpf4bb, whose product is annotated as pre-mRNA processing factor 4Bb. The transcript has 16 exons. Gene Ontology annotation, biological process: mRNA cis splicing, via spliceosome; peptidyl-threonine phosphorylation; peptidyl-serine phosphorylation. Gene Ontology annotation, molecular function: ATP binding; protein serine/threonine kinase activity. Lineage: Eukaryota; Metazoa; Chordata; Actinopteri; Perciformes; Cyclopteridae. The record is from RefSeq and is a predicted model, not a curated record. The coding region runs from base 128 to 3193 and encodes 1021 amino acids.
ACUGCACGAAUCAUUGGCUUUGCAGUUCGACCCCAGCACAACAGAGGGCGCCCGCGUAGUUUAGAUAUCGUCGCGAGUUUGUGUUCAAAACAUUUGAAGAAGAAGAAGGCCCCCUCGGCUGAGGAAAAUGGCCGACGUUGAGAUAGACAUCGCGUCCACAAGAAUGAAUAAUGGCAACGAACACGUGAAGCAGGAUCUGGAGAGCCAAGAAAAAAGUGCCAAUGAGGAAAGCGGAGAGAUGUCGGAGGAAGAAGAGGAGGAAGAGCAGGCAGAGGCUAACGGGGAGAAGACAGAAGAUGGGCCCAAACAUCACAGCAGCAGUGGCGGCAAACACAAGAGGAAAAAACACAAGCAUCGCAGUAAGCACAAAAAGCACAAGCAUGCCUCUGAUGAGGACAAGGACCGCAAACGGAAGCACCGUCACAAACACAGGAAACACAAGCGCAAAGAGGUUGCCUCUCCCUCCGGUGCUGCCCUCUUUGCCCCCUCCGGCCACAAAAAAGUUGAAUCCUCUCCCUCCUCUGGAAAUCCAAGUCUGGACGACAGGGCCUUGCUGGAGGAUUUGGAGAAGCGGAGGGCCAUGAUCAAAGCUGAGCUGGACAGCCAGUUGAUGGAGGGCAAGGUCCAGUCAGGAAUGGGCCUUAUCCUUCAGGGUUAUAACUCUGGAUCUGAAGAGGACGGAGAUGGUAGGAUCAGAAAUGGUGAACCGCGUCAAAGGGGCAGCUCAGGUAAACCCAUAUCUCCCAGAGGGGGAAAAGGAGGGAAAUCUAGACGGGACUCAACAGAGGGCAGUAAGUCCAGCUCCAAGCGUCGCAGUCGGAGUAAGUCAGCGGAGAGGCUCGGACAGACCAAGGAGUCUAAGCCAGACAAGGUGACCAAAACCACCAAGGACACAGCUGUUAAAGACAGAAGCCGUGGCAGAAGCCGGUCGAAAGACAGAAAGCAUUCGGACAGCACCGAUAGGUCCAAGGAGAGAGCCGGGAAGUCCAACUCCCCCACCGCCUGGAGAGGAGAGCAGAAAGGCAGCCGCACUGAUAAACGUUCCUCUCCACAGCGCGAAGACAGACCAAAUCAGGAGAGAGUGGGGCGACGGUCCCGAUCACCUGGACGAGAACGACCAAGUCGCUUAGAUGCUGACCGGGACAAACGACCAGCCAAGUCCCCGUCCAAGGAUGCUUCAUCGGGGAAGGAGAACCGCUCCCCUCAUCGGCGAGGCCUUCACAGCCCCAUGAGGAAACGAAGCGCUUCCCCUCGUCACAGAGAUGCCCACCACCCCCCGGCUAGUGCCUCAGACAGGACCUCAAAGCCGAGCUACUCUCCACCCAAAACCAGGUCUCCCCCCAGGAGACCCCGCAGCCGCUCGCCAGACGUCAGGAGGAGGGAUGUUGACAGGCAGGACUCCCCAAUGAGGAAGCGCAUACGGCCAGAUGCAGGAGGACCAGGCAGAGAUUGGUCACGUGAGAACAGUCCCAGAUCAGCCGCUCGGCGCAGGAUGAGUCGCUCACCUUUAAGACGGCGGUCGCCGUCACCACGGCGACGCUCCCGGUCUUCCCCCCGCAGACGGAGCAGGUCUCCCUUGGGACACAGGUUUGGAGAGAGAGACAGGUAUGGAAGGCUCCGGCAGUACCGACGCUCAAUGUCCCGCGAUCGAGGCAGGAGAAGAAGACGCAGCAGAGAUGAGGACAAGUUCAAGGGAAGCCUUUCAGAGGGCAUGAAAGUUGACAAAGAGUCCUCGGGGGAAGAAGUGUUGGAGGACUUCGACGGAGAGGAGGUUGAUGAAGAAUUUGUCAUUGAACAGCGCCGGCAGCAACGUUUGGCCAUAGUCCAGAAAUACAAGGUCGCGAGCGACGACACCAACAUGGUGUCGGAGCCCAGCAGCCCCCAGAGCAGCACGCGCAGCCGAUCGCCGUCACCCGAUGACAUCCUGGAGCGAGUCGCCGCGGACGUCAAGGAGUAUGAACGAGAGAACCUCGACACCUUCGAGGCCAGCAUCAAAGCCAAGCACAACCUCAUCGCCCAGGAGAAAGACGGAGCCAACCCAAAGAAGCCUUCAGCCCCCGACAUGUUUACAGAGUCGGACGACAUGUUCGCUGCUGACUUUGAUAAUGCCAGGAUGAGAGCGGCAGGUGUCGGGAAGGAUUUCAAGGAGAACCCCAACCUUAGGGACAACUGGACUGAUGCUGAGGGUUACUACCGGGUGAACAUUGGGGAGACACUAGACAAGCGCUAUGAUGUGUAUGGCUACACCGGCCAUGGUGUUUUCAGCAACGUGAUCAGAGCCAGGGACACUGCCAGGGCCGGCCAGGAGGUGGCAGUCAAGAUCAUCCGCAACAAUGAGCUCAUGCAGAAGACCGGAUUAAAAGAGUUAGAGUUUCUCAAGAAGCUGAAUGACGCCGAUCCUGACGACAAGUUCCACUGCCUUCGCCUCUUCAGGCACUUCUACCACAAGCAGCAUCUCUGUCUGGUCUUUGAGCCUCUCAGCAUGAAUCUGCGUGAGGUCUUGAAGAAGUACGGUAAAGACGUUGGGCUCCACAUUAAGGCGGUGCGCUCCUACAGCCAGCAGCUCUUCUUGGCCCUCAAGCUGCUGAAGCGAUGCAACAUACUCCACGCUGACAUCAAGCCAGACAACAUCCUGGUGAACGAGUCAAAGACCAUUUUGAAGCUUUGUGACUUUGGCUCGGCGUCCCACGUCGCCGACAACGACAUCACACCGUACCUGGUCAGCAGGUUCUACAGAGCUCCGGAGAUCAUCAUCGGAAAGCCGUACGACUACGGGAUCGACAUGUGGUCUGUCGGCUGCACUUUACAUGAGCUUUACACUGGCAAAAUCCUGUUCCCCGGAUCCUCCAACAAUCACAUGAUCAAACUAGCGAUGGACCUGAAGGGCAAGAUGCCCAACAAGAUGAUCCGUAAAGGCCUGUUCAAAGACCAGCACUUCGAUCAGAAUUUGAACUUCCUGUACAUUGAAGUAGACAAAGUGACGGAAAGGGAGAAGGUGACGGUGAUGAGCACCAUCAACUCCACCAAAGACCUGCUGACAGACAUGAUAGGAUGCCAGCGACUGCCUGAGGACCAGAGGAAGAAGGUGAUGAUGCUGAAGGACCUGCUGGACAGCACCCUGAUGCUGGACCCGGCCAAACGCAUCAGCAUCAACCAGGCUCUGCAGCACCCCUUUAUCCAGGAGAAGAUCUGACACCCUGAACGCCACACACUCCCAGAGCAGACACAGAACCAACCACUAAACCAGCUCUGACAGGAACUGACUGCAGCGAAGCAGCCGACACACGGACAGGAUUUUUGUUUUUCUUCAACUUCAUUUUGUUUAUGGAUUCAUAAUUGCGUUUUAUUGUAAAUAGAUCAUUGAAAUGGUAGCCAUUCUUUAAGACAUUGAUUUUUGCGAUAUAUCAUUGUAAACUCCCCCACGUAGCCGGCAAUGGAGUUAUGGAACGUAUUUGUUUAACCGCCAUUGGAGUGACAGAUGUUUAAAAUAAAAAUAUAAUUCCUGUAAAUACUGUAUGUCAUUAACGAUUUCACGCAGCAGACAGUCGAGUGUUGUCGUAGUUGCAGAAGACUAAAAACAGUUCAUUUCUCUUUUUUCUUUUUAAAAAAAACAAACAAACAAACCCACAAUUAUCAUUGUGGGGCGAUGCAUGCUUUUGAAUGUGCACCCUUUUGUGCUCUAGAUUUCUGUGGUGCAGAACUCUGUAAAUGCUCUGUAUGUCCAUCAGUGUCCCACAUGUGGCAGCAGCCCCGACCCCCUAAUCAGACCUUGAACUCUGAAUUGAAGGAAUAGAGGCAUAUUAUGUACUCCUUGAACCCCCAUUAUUUUUUGUUUUUCAAAGCAGGUAGUCAUUGUUUUCUGUUGCUGGACAUUUCCAUGUUUUUUACCUUCCUCCCCCUCCAGCACUCUGGCUCGGUCCUGGCUCUUAAGGCUCUUAAGGCUCUCACAUUCAAGUGCCUCCUGUAUGAGCCGAGUGUGUCGCAACACCCCACAAUGUGGGCCUCUGGAAGCCACACCUGUGACCCUCCUCUCCCGUUUGUUGUAUAUAGUCCAUAGUUACUGUCAUUUUUCAUGUGUGAUUCAUUCUAAUUUUUUUUUCCAUUUAAGUGGUCAAAACAAUUUGUGAUUUCAAUAAAGAAUAGUUGUGGAAACGCUGCUGAAAGAGA